This is a messenger RNA of Mya arenaria, 1347 nucleotides long. Its product is annotated as transmembrane protein 74B-like. The transcript has a single exon. The record is from RefSeq and is a predicted model, not a curated record. Bases 219 to 701 code for a protein of 160 amino acids. NCBI's taxonomy places the organism in Eukaryota, Metazoa, Mollusca, Bivalvia, Myida, Myidae.
UCGAUAUGUUUUCCAUUUAUAUAAAAUGUACAUAUAUGGCUUCUGAACGGAAUUAAGGCUACGACAAGGCUUUCACUCGAAGACAAAUCAUGAUACUGUGACACAAUGGUUUUGAAUUUAUAUGUAUCGGAAGGCAAAUGUGAAAAAGUGAAUUAAAAAAUGAAAGUGAACUGAUUCGUAUCUGGUUUUGUGUGUGAAACAAACGAUUAAUUUUUUGGAUGUGUAAAAGAAGAAAUAUGAGUUUACACAACGAAGAAGUUUCAAGUAGUAAAACGGACCUCAACAAAGCCGCUUGCCAGGGGCACAAGGACGAAGGGACAGACUAUGGGUGUGUUUACUGUUCAACACCCACAAGACAAGUGGAAGAUAUACUUAUUGUCACAGCUGUGGUACUUAUGUCGAUAGGGUUCGCCGUUAUGUGCAUGGGAUAUAUCAUUCCAAGGGGCUACGCGUUUGAUGCUACGCUUCCUGCACGAGAGAUGGAACAGAUUGAGCUUCAUUACAACCGCCUCGCCUACUAUCUUGACGUCUGUGUCGUCGUCGGGAUGGGAUUUAUCGCCGGCGGCGGGAUUAUAGCCACCAGUGUGACCAUGUACCACUACUUUGGAAGUCGUCGGCGGGUGUACCGUGAAAGGGACCGGCGAGACCUGACUUUACUGGGGGACAGAAUGUCGACAUACGGAACUGAUAGACCGAGGUGAAAAGUGAAAAUCUACCUGGACGCUUAUUCAGGAAAUAUGGGGGGGGGUGUGCCUAAAAUUUAGAUGUUGGAAUAAAAUGUUGCCUACUUUGUGUCUGAUUACAAAUGGAUUAUUAAUGUCAAUUUUCAAUUGAAGUAAUUUCUACAUUAAAAAUUCGCUAUAUCGAAGUCGUUGUGACCUCGGAAAAUACUUCGAGAUAACGAGCAUUCGAUAUAAUCGAAAUACAAACAUGUCUUACUUAACCAAACACGUUCGAAAACAAUUCGACAUAACCAGAACAUCAAGAUAACUGUGUUUCAUAGCGAGUUUCCAUUAUAUAUUUAGACGUAUAUAUUAAAGUAAUACGUACUUAGUGCGUGGUUCACGUCUCUUUAAUACAAUAAGAUAAAAAAAUAGUUCGUUCAAAUAUUCAUUGCACUUUGUUUUUGCUUUGGUAAAAGUUCAAAGUUAAUUGCUUGUCAAUGAAGUCCAUAUAGAUCCCAUUUUGUUAUUCAUUGUUAAUGAUUUUUUAAAUUGUCUGUGAUUCAAUACUUCUGUUCAUAUUUAUAAAUGUACCAGUAUUGGUGAUGACAGGGAAAAUAAUGUUAUUUUGGUAAUUAGCUUAAAUUUAGCGCAAAUGUUUCUGUUUGAAUAAAAAAAUCCUUUA